Messenger RNA from Belonocnema kinseyi, 1296 nucleotides. RefSeq lists its product as uncharacterized. The coding region runs from base 1 to 1296 and encodes 431 amino acids. The record is from RefSeq and is a predicted model, not a curated record. Lineage: Eukaryota; Metazoa; Arthropoda; Insecta; Hymenoptera; Cynipidae. The transcript has 2 exons.
AUGGCAUCAUUUCUUAAAUUGCGAAAGCAACCAUUUGAUAUUGACGUAACCGGUAUACAUUUAUCUGGUACAGAGCAUAGUCAUUCCGUUGAUACUAAAAUCAAGUCUCGAUUUAAUAAAUAUGAGAAACAUCUCAGUUUUUUGCUCAUUUCUGACAUUACAGGCAUAUUGCCUUUAAGACCCAUGGAACGCGAUUUAUUGAAAAUCCCAGAAAACAUUAAGCUAGCUGAUCCCGAGUUUAAUAAACCAGCAGAGACUGAUGCGCUUAUAGGUGUUCAAAUAUUCUACAAACUUUUAUGCAGAUGUACGGUAGUUUCUGACAGCUCAGAGAUUCAGUUGCAUGGAUUCCGCGAUGCCAGGGAGAAGGAAUAUGGCGCUUGUAUUUACCUGCAUUCAGCUGACAAGUACGGCCAUCACCAUUCCUCGCUAGUUUGUUCCAAAUCGCGCGUUGCACCCAUACAUACGGUCUCACUUCCUAGACUAGAACUAUACGCAGUCCUGCUACUAGCUCGAUUAUAUACUGCUACCUCUCAAGCACUACUGCAGCUGUCCAUCAGUAAAGUAGUUUUUUGGUCAGACUCUAUGAUCGUGUUACACUGGAUCAAAGAAUCUCCGCACACGCUAAUAACUUUCGAGGCUAACCGCGUCGCGGAAAUUCAGGAAGCUACACGCCCUUUUAGAUGGAAGCACGUAUCUACGAAAGAUAAUCCCGCAGAUUUUUCGUCAAGAGGUAGAAUGCCAAGAGAAUUCCUGGAUGACCACUUAUGGCACCAGGGUCCUAGCUGGCUCACUCAGAGUGAAGAUUCGUGGCCACAUCACAUAUUAAAACUGUGCCAACUACCUGAGCUUCGCAAGGUCCUUGAAGGUGACGUUGCUAUGACGAUCGCAUCUUAUGACGUGAAUUUAAGCACUCGAUUUUCCUCGAUGCGUACUAUGACCCACGUGCUUGCGUAUUGUUCAAGAUUCUGUGACAAUGCAAAACCGGCAAAUACGAAAAAUGUUGUCGGUCCACUUGCCCAGGUAGAAAUUCAAGAUGAGUUGAUUGAAGUGCUUAAAAUAGUUCAAACGAAUACAUUUUCAGAUAAUAUUAAAGCAUUGCGGCAAAAAGGAGCUCUUAAUAAGAAAAGCAAGACUUUAACAAUUAAUCCCUUCCUUGAACAAGGCAUUCUCAAGGUAGGUGGAAGCCUUGUUUUUUCUGAUCUUCAUUACGAUCAAAAGCAUCCGAUAUUACCUCCGCGCAAUAAUCACGUGACCGAGUUAUAUUGGAUACUUGACGGCACGAAAUUCCAUGCGUAA